Messenger RNA from Aspergillus niger, 1566 nucleotides. RefSeq lists its product as uncharacterized. The transcript has 4 exons. Bases 1 to 1566 code for a protein of 521 amino acids. Gene Ontology annotation, molecular function: iron ion binding; oxidoreductase activity, acting on paired donors, with incorporation or reduction of molecular oxygen; heme binding. NCBI's taxonomy places the organism in Eukaryota, Fungi, Ascomycota, Eurotiomycetes, Eurotiales, Aspergillaceae. The record is from RefSeq and is a predicted model, not a curated record.
AUGUCUUUGCUCUGGAAUGUGGGGGUUGCUGCCUUGCUGGCUGUACUUUGGACGGCCAGUGAAGCUGUCCGUCGCCUUUAUUUCCACCCUCUAGCCCAUAUUCCCGGUCCUCGUCUUGCAGCUCUGACAUGGUGGUAUGAAUUCUAUUUUGACGUUAUUCGGCCCGGUCAAUACGUAUUCAAGAUACAGGAGCUUCACACAAGAUAUGGCCCAAUCAUCCGUAUUACCCCAGACGAGGUUCAUGUCAAUGACGUCGGAUUUUUGGACACUAUUUACGCCCCUUCGAUGAUCAGAAGGGACAAGUAUGGCUAUCAGCUGAGGAGCCUUCGCGUCCCAGGUGGACUGGGCACAACCACCGACCAUGACCUCCAUAAAGUCCGGCGAGAGUCACUUACACCCUUCUUCAGCAAGAAGAACAUUCAGUACAUGGAGGGGUUGAUCACAGACAAGGUCGACCAGUUGAAGCAGUUGAUAUCCACCCAUGCAGCCAGAGACACACCAGUCAACUUGUCAGAUGUCUUUUUAGCAUUCUCAAAUGAUGUUGUCAACAACUUCCUCUUUGCGCACCGAACAGAUGUACUUGCAAGCGAACCGAAAGCCGCCACCCUCCGCCAAAACAGCAAAGAGCUCUUGAUGGGGAUCAAUAUCAACAAGCACUUUCCGCAAAUCCCCGAUCUCCUGGAGUCGCUCCCAAUGUCCAUAAGCCGCCCAGUGAUGCCUCCAGGCCUUAUUGAUUUGCUUGCCCUAUUUGACCGGGUUCGUGAGGAGAUUUUCAUGAUCAAGAAGGACAAAGAAUCAUCAGUGACUCACAAGAAGAACAUUGGACCGACAGGUAAAGCGUCAGUAUUUGAUUCAUUAGUGGACAACCCAAACCUGCCAGCCUCAGAGAAAACGCUCCUGCGGUUACAACAAGAAGGAGCCCUUCUAGUUCUAGCGGGAACCGAAUCGCCAGCUCAGACACUCAACAUCAUAUUCUAUCAUCUCCUUGCCAACCCCGCACUUCUCGAGAAGCUUCGCAGGGAGCUCCGUGCCGUCCCUGUACCUUCUUCAUGGACCCAACUCGAGCAACUUCCGUAUCUAUCCGCAGUAAUCGAGGAAGGCAAUCGGCUUUCUUUCGGCGUCACGGCUCGGUCCGCACGUAUCGCUUAUGAGCCGCUGACCUAUAAGCCUUCCGCGCACGUCUCCUCGACCUGUCCGCCCAGCACCAGAAGCAAGUCGUACAUAAUCCCAGCAGGCACUCCGGUGUGCACCACGACUCUGAGUGCGCACACUGCGGACACCGUCUUUCCGGAUCCUUUCGUCUUUGACCCGGAACGUUGGAUCGGCGAUGCUGGGAAGGAGCGACGGAGGUUUCAAAUGGCGUUCAAUAAGGGAGGGCGACGGUGCCUUGGGAUUGAACUCGCGCGUGCGGAGCUGUAUCAUGUGGUCGCGGCCCUGGUUCGAGAGUUCGACAUGGCCCUAUUUGAAACAGACGCCGACGAUGUGGCAUUUAUGUAUGAUUACCAGGUUGCCAUGCCGAAGAUGGGUUCUAAAGGGGUGAGAAUUAUGGCGAAAUUGGCUCAUUGA